Molecule: messenger RNA, 6530 nt
Organism: Acinonyx jubatus (cheetah)
Lineage: Eukaryota; Metazoa; Chordata; Mammalia; Carnivora; Felidae
Gene: P2RX4
Product: purinergic receptor P2X 4
Exons: 12
Coding region: 1-1167 (388 amino acids)
Biological process (GO): monoatomic cation transmembrane transport; response to ATP
Cellular component (GO): plasma membrane; nuclear inner membrane
Molecular function (GO): purinergic nucleotide receptor activity; extracellularly ATP-gated monoatomic cation channel activity; ATP binding
Source: RefSeq, a predicted model, not a curated record
AUGGCGGGCUGCUGCGCGGCGCUGGCCGCCUUCCUGUUCGAGUACGACACGCCGCGCAUCGUGCUCAUCCGCAGCCGUAAAGUGGGGCUCAUGAACCGGGCCGUGCAGGUGCUCAUCCUGGCCUACGUCAUCGGGUGGGUGUUUGUGUGGGAAAAAGGCUACCAGGAAAUGGACUCUGUGGUCAGCUCCGUUACUACCAAAGCCAAAGGCGUGACUGUAACCAACACUUCUACACUUGGAUUCCGGGUCUGGGAUGUGGCGGACUAUGUGAUUCCAGCUCAGGAGGAGAACUCCCUCUUCAUCAUGACCAACAUGAUCACCACCGUCAACCAGACCCAGGGCCUCUGUCCUGAGCUUCCAGAUAAGACCACUGUGUGUAAAUCUGAUGCCAACUGUGCUGCUGGCUCUUCAGGCACCCACAGCAACGGAAUUGCAACAGGAAGAUGCGUGCUGUUCAAUGAGACCGUGAAGACGUGCGAGGUGGCAGCGUGGUGUCCAGUGGAAGAUGACACACAUGUGCCUGAACCUGCUUUUUUAAAGGCUGCAGAAAACUUCACUCUUUUGGUUAAGAACAACAUCUGGUAUCCCAAAUUUAAUUUCAGCAAGAGGAAUAUUCUUCCCAACGUCACCACUACCUACCUCAAAUCGUGCAUUUAUGAUGCCAUAACAGAUCCAUUCUGCCCCAUAUUCCGUCUUGGCAAAAUAGUGGAGAAUGCAGGGCACAGCUUCCAGGACAUGGCCAUUGAGGGAGGUAUCAUGGGUAUCCAGAUCAACUGGGAUUGCAACCUGGACAGAACCGCCUCCCUCUGCUUGCCCAGGUACUCCUUCCGCCGCCUGGACACCCGGGAUGUGGACCACAAUGUGUCCCCUGGCUACAAUUUCAGGUUUGCCAAGUACUACAGUGACCCGACUGGCGCCGAGCACCGCACGCUCAUCAAGGCCUACGGCAUCCGCUUUGACAUCAUAGUGUUCGGAAAGGCUGGGAAAUUUGAUAUCAUUCCCACCAUGAUCAACAUUGGCUCGGGUUUGGCGCUCUUAGGGGUGGCGACAGUGCUGUGUGACGUCAUAGUCCUCUACUGCAUGAAGAAAAGAUACUACUACCGGGAGAAGAAAUACAAGUAUGUGGAGGAUUACGAGCAGGGGCUUGGCAGUGAGAUGGACCAGUGAUGCCUCCACACCUGGGCUCCCCAUGGCCCUCAUCAGAGCACAGCGAGGAGGGAGAAAAGGCUGCCAUUGUCACCCCAGAGAAAGUUCCAGAUUCUGAGUCCAUCUCCACUGCACAAGAACUUCAUGGUUGCCCAGCUGCUCCCGUGUUUUGUGUGUAGGGCGUGUGUAGUAAACCACCCUGCACAGUGGGUCACCUCAAUGUGGGGUUGUUGGGGCGACCUCUGGCCUAAGGGCUCUGGCCCUACUGCCGCUGCUGGGCAGGGCCUCCUUCAGGACCAGCCUUCCUCAGGGGCUCCAGUCUCCAGGCCACUGCGAGACCGGUCCAGCUGGGGCCCAGCAGCUCUGUUCAAGCACUUUAUAAGGGAAGGAAGGGCACCUGCGUGUGGUCACUGGCUCUUGGUCACCCGGUCCACUCUUCCUCCCCCCAAUCCAUACUGUCAUGGGACAGAGUUAGCACGUCUCCUUGAGAAGAGGCAUGUUGAGGUGAUCAAGGACCAAACAUUAAAACGAUUUUCUCAAUCUUUGUUCUCAUAGCAUGAACUAGAACUUUCCUCUCUUCCCUUUUACUUCGACCACUAAACCCAUUUGUUGUCACAGCUCACCGUGUUCAGAAAAAGCUUCCUGAAACAGUCUGUUGUUGGGGCUUUAGGCAUCUUCCCCGACUUCGACCUUCUCUUGAAGGCCUUGGCAUCUUGAUAUUUGUAAGGCUGUGUUCCUACAGAAUUUACAAGAUUUUGUCCUGUGGUGACUGUCUUUUUUUUUUUUUUUUAAUGUUUUUAUUUAUUUUUGAGACAGAGACAGAGCAUGAGCAGGGGAAGGGCAGAGAGAAAGGGAGACACAGAAUCUGAAGCAGGCUCUGAGCUGUCAGCACAGAGCCUGACGAGGGGCUCGAACUCACAAACCGUGAGAUCAUGCCCUGAGCUGAGGUCGGACAUUUAACCGGCUGAGCCAUCCAGGUGCCCCCGUGUGGUGACUAGUCUUACAUGUGCAUGUGUUUUUUUUACAUAAAACUGUGGUCCUGCACUAUGGGGGACACAAUUUUAAGUAAUAAGAACAUGGCUUAUCCUGUCCCCUCCCCAUUUGCUUUCCAGAAGUCUCCAACCACAAGCAGCACCACCUACACCUACCUUGUUUGAAAUGUUAAUGACGUUAUUUCUAGUUUCGCCUUCACAUGGACUUAAUUCUGCAUGGAGUCUUCAGGAUCUCCUUAAAGAAAGCUGCUUGCCCCUCCCCCCCCCCAUCACGAAUUCAUUUCCAAGUACUGAAGGGAACGUUUAUUUUAGAAGUGCCUGCUUCUGCUGCAUAAAACCUGGGCUUUUCUUGCUUUGGGGGCGGGGGGGGGGGGGGGAAGUUUACCGAACCCCUUUGAAUAAAAAGCUCUGGUUCGUGCUGCCUCUUUGAAAACAACGCCUGCCUGAACACAUGGAUCAAAUGGAAGUGGACGUUUUAGGGAUGGCUUCUCAUCUCGCAGGCUAAGAACGGAGUUUCUGGACUGGGGGCCACUUCUUUCGGCCUCAGCUCAGAUGGAACGCUACAGCCAGCUGGGGUGAAGGGUGGGGGAGGGAUUGCUUAUUUUACUCACCAGGCAUCUUGUAUUCAGCUAUAUUCCCACGUGCUGGCACUCCCUGGUGCUGCUGCUUCACCUUGCACGCCUGGAUGGACUUUCAGGAGUCUCAGGAACCCUUAAAACUCAGCAAAGGGAUGCACCUGUGUGCAUUGUGUUUAGCUUUCAUCAGAUUCUCAGUGGGGUCUUUGAAUAGGAACACCUGCUCUUAAAGACCCAUAUUCCAAUAAUCACAGUUCUGCAGCAAUAGAACAGGAAGUUUUCAGAACUUAUCUGCCAUCCCUUCAUGACAGAAAACCGAGGUUCAAAGCCAGUGAAGCAAUGCUCUGGGCUCACUUCAUGUUUGGAGUACAGGGAACCCCCAGCCUCUAGUCUGGAGGAAGCAUCAGUUCUGAAACAGUUUCCAGAUGCCACGAAAACCGGCAACUGUCCAGGUUCUGUAGAACGCUGAAUUUGCUGACAAAGAGCCUUCAGACAACAGACUUAAGUAAAUUUCUGAGCCUCAGUUUACAGGUGAUGAUCCAUAAAACGGGCUAAAUACCUACCUCGCGGGGUGAUGUGUCCUGUAACCUGCCUGUUCACAGGACAGUGUUCCGUGUGCAAUUAAUGCGGCUCCCAGAGCUGUUCAUCUGGUUCGUCUCCACUGGGAGAAUCUAGCCUGCUAGAGCAGUACUUCUCAGACUUUAGCGUGCACACGAGUCACCCGGGUAUCUUGUUUAAGUGGGGCCUGGGAAUUUGCAUUUCCAAAGCACUCUCAGGAGAUGCGGAUGCUCCUGGCCCGGGGACCACACUUUCAGUAGCGGGAUACUAGGAGAUGGUUAUACUGGGCAUGAAUAAUGUAAUGCUGAACACAUUAGCCCUGGCUUGGGCAUUUGAUCUCAUAGCCUAAGGAAGGAAAACACCCAUAAAGACGAUGUCCUAGAGACACCUGUAAACAACAACCAACAAAAAUAUCCCCCAAAGGCCCAGGCUUUGCACCAUUUUGCUGUUUAUUUCAAGUUUACAGAGAAGCUUAAACAUCUGUGGAAAAAACACCAAAGGCUUAUUUUUCUCUUAAGUUCAUGUACUUUUUAAGUGAUAAAUACACAGUAUUUAACUUUGUACACCUGAUAAAAGGAAAAUGCAUAGUAGAAAGGAUCAGGAAUAAAACAGAAGCAUCGGGCAUUAAAUCAAACACAGAAUAGAAAACUCAGCAGUCCCACAGAACUCGGCCCAUAAAGCUGUGAAGAGGAUGGGAACCGACGACCUGGAAACAUUCCCUAGCACCUUGGAAGCAAGUGGAGGUCAUGGUUCUUCCUCGCCCAGCAACGCAAAGCUCCCCUUUGGAAGAUGAGUGAGAGCAAUAGGUUGAGCCUGUGUGUCCAAAUGCUCAGGUAUUCGCCUCCUUGUUCCAAAAGGGCUUUUAGGAUGGGAGCCCUAACUCACAGGAAAGGCCAGACCCUGGGAAGCCAGCCUCUCCAGCCCCCAGAGCCAAUGAGGGGCUAGCUAAGGCUUUCUGCGAGCCCCUGGUAAGCCUGCGGAAGAGACAGGGGCUGUGAGCAAGGCAGAGGAAGAAGGAGCAAGAACUAGCACAAGGGCCCAGGUUGCUUAUACCAAAUUGGUCCCACGGAUGAGCCAGCAAUGGAAGAAACUGAUAGGGCAUCCUUUGGCUCACCUAGAAAAGCUGCCCGUGACAGCUUCUCCCCUUUCCUGACAGAGCCGGCUUCUGAAAAAUCAAUGUUUGUGCUCUGAGAGAAUGGUAGCUCUACACUUUAUGGUACGGCCCUCUGCUUAUACUUUCUGGGGGUAGUGAUUCCUUCCCACAGCUUUCUUUGGUGAUUCUUUGGAAAAAAAAAAAAAGCUAUGAAUAUGGGCCUCCCCCCCACCCACCCGCCUAAACAGCCGGCAUUACCCAUAGGAGGAAAUCCGACAUAGGGAGUUUCAUGGUGGAAGAAACAGUCUUGCCUGAUGCAGCUGUAUAAACACAGAAGUUCUAGAACGCAGAAGCUCCACAUGCUGCCCGCCCUCCCUGGGCAAGCCACUCGGCCAGGCCAGAGUCCACACAGACAGGCUGGGACCUAGGACAGGGUGACUUUAACUACCGCAAGGUGCUUACUGCAAACUAACCAGACCCCAUCUGCUCCCAGAAGGGGUGUUGCCCAUAUAUAUAAACAAGCGCAGGAAUGCAAGAGGAAGUACCAGGUUACAAAAAAGAAAGUAAGCAGGCCAGACAACCCUUCAUCUGAUGGGUGUCCUUUGCUCUUAGAAACCAGCAUUCCCUAAUUCUGUAUCGUUUGCAAGGUAUCAAGAAAAGUCUGGCUAAAUAAAUGACACUCAAGAGCUUACGAAGAUCUGUGGAAGCCAGUAACACUCAGGUUCCGUGAAUAAACCAGGCAAGGGCAGGAAGGCCUUGCUUCACUGUCUCUCUCCAAGAAGUCCUCCUACCAAUAAUGAUCAGACAGAAACUACAGAAAAGCAUGGCCUCUGGACCCAGUUACUGACGCUAUUUCCCCCAAGCCAGAGUCCACAAAGCACUGGGAAUUUCCCAGGGCAAAGGCCUUCUAGUUUUCCUCCCCCUUGAACUUCACACUCACCCGUGUCUGGCUCUGGAAAAAGUUGCACUUGAAUAGCAAUGAAAGUUCCCAGUAUUAGUUGGAAGUCAAAAAGGUAAACCUUUUCUCUCUGGACUUCUGGCUACAAAACAGAACUCCCUGUGCCAAGCCCUGGUCCUCGUGGACCCUGAGGACUGCUCUGGGUGUCAACAAUCUUCUCUAAAAGGGUGCCCCAGAGUGAUUGGGUAGAUCCUAAUAGAACUUUGCCUGUCAGGAUGAGAAUCAAAGUAUUUCAUAACUGGCCCCCCCGAAACUAAGUGUUUCACGGACUACAACAAUCAGCUAGUAUUUAAGAAAACAGAACCUUGGCGUCUCUAGAAUACACAAGUUACCAACAAGCUAAACUGCUAAUAUACAGGCAGAGGCUCUAACUGGGAUCUAACAUGCCUGAAGCCGGGGAACAUAUCCUGGAAGCUCGAAAUGACCCCUGAACUACUCUAGAGUUCAGUCUUGUUAGAGAAUUGAAAAUAUUUUGUUUACUCUUAAGCCAUGUAAUGUACAUGGAAGUGUAGGAUUUCACCCUGAAGUUUUUGUAAUUUAACAAGAGAUUUACCAGAGCUCAGUUAACUAUUUCAGAAACCUGCUGUGACCAUCAGUCCUUUAGGUGAACCCUUUCCCCCCUCCCCAAACAAGCACAGACUACCCUUCUGGGGGUGGAAAAUCCCCCUUUGUGAAGCAAUUAAGCUUCAAGCCCUUUCCCUUUUCCUGACUACAAUUCCACCCAUAAAAAAAUUUAAAGUCCUUCUUACAAAUAAGUUGCAUCGAAGCUCCCUGCAGCUACUGAGGGCUGGCCCUGCCCUGACUCCGUGAGUCCACAGUCCUGGAAGGUGCCAACUGGCUUGGAGGUUGGGGGUUUCAGGGUUUGUAGGAGGAAUCACACCCCCUCUUCCUCUCCCUUUCAAACGCAGCAACUAACUCUGUGGUCUCAGCCCACACCGCCAGAGUUUUCUGCCAGUUUUUCAUGAUUUUCAAACCCCACACAUUCACUUGGUAUAUCUGACAUGGUUCUGAGUUCACAAUGAAAGAUUUUUGGCAUAAAAACGUUUUAAAAAGCAAUUGUCCCAAAAUGCAUGUGGCUUUGGGUCUGCAACUCCUCACACCUGCCCGUUCAGCCAGCCAGCGGCCAAGGUCGAUGUCAUGGAGUCAAGUCUUUUUUUUUUUGUCCCCUUUAAAACAACAAAGGAAGGAAAAAAAAAAAAAAAAACAAA